Messenger RNA from Pseudoliparis swirei, 1354 nucleotides. It is a transcript of the gene sec13, whose product is annotated as SEC13 homolog, nuclear pore and COPII coat complex component. The record is from RefSeq and is a predicted model, not a curated record. Gene Ontology annotation, biological process: COPII-coated vesicle budding; protein import into nucleus; positive regulation of TOR signaling. The transcript has 9 exons. The coding region runs from base 124 to 1086 and encodes 320 amino acids. Gene Ontology annotation, cellular component: nuclear pore outer ring; COPII vesicle coat. Gene Ontology annotation, molecular function: structural molecule activity; protein binding. Lineage: Eukaryota; Metazoa; Chordata; Actinopteri; Perciformes; Liparidae.
AGGAAGCAACCGGAAGCGGCUCUUGUUGCCACGUCGGGGUUCUUUGGGAUUCUGUUUUAUUCAUUCAGCAGAAAAUAAGGAACAUUUAUCAUUUAUUUGUAGUUUGGUGCUUCCGCCACAGUUAUGGUUUCUGUGAUCAACACGGUGGACACGUCCCACGAGGACAUGGUGCACGACGCUCAGAUGGAUUACUACGGCACGCGGCUCGCCACCUGCUCCUCCGACCGCACCGUGAAGGUCUUCGACGUCAGGAACGGGGGACAGAUCCUGGUGGCCGACCUCCGAGGCCACGAGGGCCCCGUGUGGCAGGUGGCGUGGGCUCACCCGAUGUUCGGCAACGUUCUGGCGUCCUGCUCCUACGACCGCAAAGUGAUCGUGUGGAAGGAGGAGAACGGCUCGUGGGACAAGAUGUUCGAGUACUGCGGCCACGAGUCGUCGGUGAACUCCGUCUGCUGGGGUCCGUACGACUUCGGGCUGAUCCUGGCGUGCGGCAGCUCUGACGGCGCCAUCUCCCUCCUCACGUUCACCGGCGACCAGCAGUGGGACGUCAAGAAGAUCAGCAACGCACACACGAUCGGCUGCAACGCGGUGAGCUGGGCGCCGGCCGUGGCGCCCGGCAGCCUCAUCGACCAGCCGUUGGGUCAGAAGCCGAUCUGCGUGAAGCGCUUUGUGUCCGGAGGCUGUGACAACCUGGUGAAGCUGUGGAAAGAGGAGGACGGCCAGUGGAAGGAGGACCAGAAGCUGGAGGCUCACAGUGAUUGGGUGAGAGACGUCGGCUGGGCUCCGUCAAUCGGCCUCCCCACCAGCACCAUCGCCAGCUGCUCUCAGGACGGACGCGUGUUCAUCUGGACGUGUGACGACCCGGCGGGAAACACCUGGACGGCCAAACUGCUCCACAAGUUCAACGACGUGGUCUGGCACGUCAGCUGGUCCAUCACGGGGAACAUCCUGGCCGUGUCCGGAGGAGACAACAAGGUGACUCUGUGGAAGGAGUCCAUGGACGGCCAGUGGGCGUGUAUCAGUGACGUGAGCAAAGGACAGGGCGCCGUGUCCAGCAUAACGGACACGCAGCAGAGCGAGCAGUGAGCCCCUCCCCCUCCUGCUGGAUGACAUCAUCAUGAGUUCUGUCCAGAGCAUAAAGUUCAUCAAGUUUCCCAUGAUGCUUUGCUCCUGAAACAUUCCACCAGCGAGAACUGAACCGACCGGACCGGGUCCAUGUGAGACUUCCAGUAAAAUAAGUUAAUGAUCGAUUCAGUGAACUAUUGAUCUGUUCACAUACACUCUAAUAACAAUGAGCAGGAAAUUGGAUGUUUUUCAUAUUCGAUGUAAUUAAAUAAAUUUGUUAAACACAAAA